This is a messenger RNA of Pseudocercospora fijiensis CIRAD86, 1749 nucleotides long. RefSeq lists its product as uncharacterized. Lineage: Eukaryota; Fungi; Ascomycota; Dothideomycetes; Mycosphaerellales; Mycosphaerellaceae. The record is from RefSeq and is a predicted model, not a curated record. The coding region runs from base 1 to 1749 and encodes 582 amino acids. The transcript has 18 exons.
AUGAUUCUCCAGUGUCCACAUCGCUUCCUGCGACUUCUCAUCAGGAUUCGGAAUGAUGGAACACAUCGCGAUGAUGUAUUGAUCGAUCUCCAUAUGCGUCUUAUCAAUCUAUGCGGUAGCGUUCCCACGCUAAAUGUGAGUCUGAAGCACCUUAAAUUCUUCUCGCUCCAGUGUCAGAUGGAUUUAUCGACAAUGUGCCCUCGGAUGGGCCUGCUCUUUCCACGCCCAGCUUCUCCACAUCAAGCGGCCUCUGACGGUGUUCGUGGCGGCGGAGCGUGGUGUAUUGAAAGAGCGAGAGGCUUGAAUCUAUAUAGAACCGUGCACUCCGCAGCAGGAGCCGAACCAGAAGAGAAGGUUGAAUCGCAAAAAGUUAGCGUUCAUCACACAAGGACAACAUACCAGAUGGAGGAAGCGGUUGAAGUGUUUUUGAUCUGGAAUGUGGGUAUUCGGGAUAUUGCGCGGCCGAGGCCAACCAGGUACUCAUUGACUUCCGACGGUCGACCAAAGCAUAUUGCCUCAUCAGUACCGAACAAUGCCACAGCCUUGCAGAGUUUGGUAUCUGGCAAGACAGGAGAGGUGAGCGCGGUACACUUUUCCGAGCUUCCAGCCUUCCAGGAUCCAGGGCGCGCGGUUAAUAUUCUAUACUCCGCCGUUGGUAUGCACGGACCUGAUUCCCUGUUCUCAGUGUGUCUAAGGACCAUCAGCCUUUCGCACAAUUCAAUGUCCGAUGCAGAGAAUCGGAAGCCACCCAUGGCAACAGCUAGUCAACAGCGUCGUACAUUCAAACGCAAUGUAGAUCCGUUUCAAUCCGACGCACGAAAAGUCGGGCAGCGCCUUCUUGUGCUGAACUUCUUUCCCAAGUUUAUCGAAAUCAGUAUGAAACUGGCCAGAUGCCUAAUCGCCCUAGCUUCAGCGGAGUCAAUGAACGGAGACUUAAGAUGUCUAUCUUGUCUCCGGCGUUGCUUGACGUCCAACGAGUCUCUCCCGCACAGGGUCGAAAAACUGUCGAAAGCUGCUCGCCACAUUAUCAGCUACAACGUUGCGUCAGUUUCGCCAGCAGAUCGGAAUCCAAAAUCGCGUACAACCAGUCUCUGUGGCCUGAUUCUUACCCAGUUCAAGCUCGUUGGCGGGCUCGGACUGUCGCUACGAAUCUUCUGUCGUCCAUCGCGAUCUGAUGACCAAAGAUGUAAUGCAGUGAAUUCUCCCAUGAGCAUAAUUACAGCGAAAGACAUGCCACAACAUCCAUCUGAUAAUCCAAUUCGGAGUUUCUGGGCGCGCUGGAUCCUGACCAAGCUCAUAGAGAGGCUUUGUGACGGCUUGAGCAGUUUCAAAGAUGUGACGAACUUCUGCACCCAUGAUCCUCUCGUCGACUUGCGAAUAGCAAUAAUCCUUCGUCUGCCCUCACUUGCUUCUAACUGCUCCACAUUAGAUUCAUGCAAGACCAAAUUCGACCGAUUGAUUGUACAUGCGUCGAAGAACGAUAUUUCGCUGCGAGGCAAUGGCGGAAUGACAGGCGCCAUUCUUGUGACAGGCGGCUCUUUCCCUGGCUGGUUUCGAGCUUCGGGAUCAAAUCUAGUCUCCUUCCCCGGCCUGAUUAAAAACGGAUCUACGGGCCGCCCGCAGGACCGCCAUCUGAAUGGCCAACCACAUCAUGAAGGUGUCAUUCAGACACACUCUGACAGCGUCGAUCUAAAACUUGAAGUGUGUGGUGUGCUGAAACUGCGCACUUUAUCUUUGGGCUUCCUGUAG